UUGAGGUUUGCAAUGGGGACAAUAGUGCUUGUUCUUUGUGUUUUUGUUGGACAAUUUAUUGCUGUUCAAUCAGUAAUAAAAGAGCAGAAUGCCAUGUUUUCCCAGGAGUUUCUUGGAUUUAUUGAAAAUGAAGCCGUCUUCAGCUCUUGGCAAACUCGGACCCCUGACUUUCACAUACUUGCUGGGUUACCUCCCAUCACGAAUGUUCCCAAAAUAGAGGUGUUUUGCGAUGAAUUCACACUAACUCUUCUGGUGGACAAGAGCUCAUUCGGGGUCCUACUGACUGGAGAGGAGAUGCAGUUGGGUGAUAGCUGCUACAGCAACAGAGAGCUACCAAACCAAUUUGUCUUCACUUACAGCUUAGAUGAGUGUGGAACUGAGCAUGUGAUGCAGAAUGGCCUGGAUAUGUUCACCAACUCUCUCUACUUGAAUCUCAAAUCUCCCCCUACCUGGUGGCAAAUACCUUCCACAGUGCACAUCUCCUGUAUCCCAAAGAGGUCAUAUGAUGAUGAUCCAAACUUAUCUGUCUUAAUGGCACUUCGGGAUAAUGGCAAGACCUUUAACAUCCGAACCAUGAAUCCAUCCUGGACCAGCACUGCAGAGUCUAAUAUCUACAAAAGAGGCCAGGUUGUUAACCUCCAGGUUUCUGCCAUAACAAGCCCUAAAGAGCAGCUUUUCAUCCAGUCCUGUUAUGUUUCUAUGUCUCCUGAGCCUCGGACUAGACCCAGGCAUGCAGUCAUUCUGAAUAAAGGGUGCACAGUCCCAUUCAGUUCUCAUGCUGUUGUACAAUUCGUGGCCUCCAACAGAGCAGAUGUGGUUAAUUUUGUUCUGAACACAUCUUGUCUUAAUUCUGAGAUAUACAUCCACUGUAGUGUCCUCGUCUCAGACCAGAGCGUCACGUUUGGCUCUAAAUCCUGCAACUAUAAUGCGAUCCAGUCAAGAUGGGAUGACUUAAGUGGAACUGAAGAGGUGUGUGACUGCUGUAGCUCAAAGUGUAAAGGCCUGUCAGUUAAGCACCUUUCUGAAGAUGCCAAGGCUAUCGUCAGCACUGGCCCCUUGGUCAUUGUGGAUAAAGAUGUAAAGUGCCCUGAGCCUCCUGUAUCUGGACCACAAACUUCCAGUGCUCUUGAGUUAAUGCAGUCUGACGGUGCAGCGACUGAAGAAGAAAUUGUUUCUGGUACUUUAUCAAAGCUCUCCCCUCCCCCUGAGGGUGUAGUGGUCGCGAGAGAGGACCCAGUUGCCAGACUCACCCUUUGGCUACCUGGACAGGUGCAAGAUGCUGAACACAGUGAGUCUGAAGACUACUUGAAAGCUCAGUUACAGGCUAGCAACACAGUAUCAAAUGACCUUCCUGAGCUGCAACCUUCAACUGCAGAUUUGAAUAACAAGAUGGGAGAUCAAAGUGCGAAUGAACUAAGUGACGCUCAUAUGUUUUUGAACUUGCUUACACUGACUGGAUCUGUAAUUCCUCAUCUGGAAAAAGUAGCUAUUGAAGAGGAAUCCCAAAGAAAACUGUGGUUUGGAAGAUCAGGGAUUUCUCGCACAAAGGCUCUACAAGAAGUUGACACCAUUCUGCCAACUGAGAUGACUGUAAAUGUCCAAAACCAGAAUGAGUUUAACCAAAUGACAGAGGAGGCAGCUCCAAGGCCCCAAGAAGAAACAAUUGAUGCCCAACCAAUCAUUCGCUCAAAACUCCAGUUUUCCAAAAGCUCGGAUGGGUCACAGACACUGAGUUAUGAAGAGCAACAAGGGGGAAAAAGUGUGGUCAGAUGUGGGAUGGAUGGAAUUAAAAGGCAACAGGAGCCCAGACAAAGAGGGUUGUUCUCAGCUUUCCUGGAUUUGUUGAGGCGCAUGGAUAAAGUGGAAUAAUUUUUUCUUUUAUAAGAAUAUUUCAUAACUGCAACUGAAUAAACAUCUUGAUCAUUGA
This is a messenger RNA of Micropterus salmoides (largemouth bass), 1927 nucleotides long. It is a transcript of the gene zpcx, whose product is annotated as zona pellucida protein C. Gene Ontology annotation, cellular component: extracellular matrix. Gene Ontology annotation, molecular function: acrosin binding. NCBI's taxonomy places the organism in Eukaryota, Metazoa, Chordata, Actinopteri, Centrarchiformes, Centrarchidae. Gene Ontology annotation, biological process: binding of sperm to zona pellucida; egg coat formation; positive regulation of acrosome reaction. The record is from RefSeq and is a predicted model, not a curated record. Bases 13 to 1869 code for a protein of 618 amino acids. The transcript has 9 exons.